This is a messenger RNA of Lactuca sativa (garden lettuce), 666 nucleotides long. Its product is annotated as Cox19-like CHCH family protein. The record is from RefSeq and is a predicted model, not a curated record. Lineage: Eukaryota; Viridiplantae; Streptophyta; Magnoliopsida; Asterales; Asteraceae.
AAAUAAAUAAAGGUUAUUGGUCAAACCUAAUAAGAUUAUCUCUGUUUGUAAAACCCCUCAUCUCCCCUCCGCUCGAAGGUGGAGACGCCAAGAUAUUCCCUCUUCCAUUCAGCCGGCGGCGACACCGACGAAUUGACGGAAAAGAACUUUAAUUUGAAUUCAGUAUUUCUCUUCAUUUGUUGAUCGAAUUAAAAAUGGAUCCACAACCGAUCAUUCACAAGGACGAUGCAGAUGAGGAUGAUGAGAACGUGAAGCAGCUCCAGCAAUGCUCUUCUCUAUAUAUAUUAUUACAGGAUUGUCUUGUUAAUUCUAAUAGGAAUUGGAAGGUUUGCCAGAAAGAAGUUCAAGAUCUCAAAGCUUGCAAUGAGAGAAGACAAAAUAUCAAAACUCGCACAAAUGGUGGAAGUUAGGAGUAUAAAUGCAAAUGGGCAACAGAUAAUUUGCAUAAAGCCCUAACCUUUAAUCCAGGAAAAGCUACAACAAACUUCCAUUCAUCUGUUUAUUAUUAGCAACUUACUUUGAUUUAUUUCCAAAAUAAACAUUUCAGAUUUCAGUGAUAUAGAAUGUGUAUUUCUUUUCAUUUGCACUAAACAUUUUUCAAAAACCCUCUUAACUAUUACUGAUUUUUCAGCCAAAUGUCAUUUAUAUGCUUUCGUGUCGUAUCUA